Molecule: messenger RNA, 966 nt
Organism: Aspergillus calidoustus
Lineage: Eukaryota; Fungi; Ascomycota; Eurotiomycetes; Eurotiales; Aspergillaceae
Source: the annotation of a GenBank genome assembly
AUGAAUCGCGACUCCGGAGUUCAGUUUCUCGCCGCUCGGCGAAGAAAGCGGCCACGACGAGACCUUUCUUCAACUCCGCAAGCGCAGUCGUCCUCGGUCGCCACACCCCGCCCUACGCUCCCACCACUCGAACUGCCCGCCGCACGAUACGCCGGCGAUGGACUCGACUACCGCCGCCCGGUCACUGCAUCUGUCUCUGUCCUGGAAGAAGAGGAUGUUAUCGAUCUUACAAACGAACCAGAUUCACCUGAGAUUGUUCGGUCGCACACAUUUGAAGGAGAGACCGCUUCUCGACGACCUCGGCCACCUAGGUUUGGCCGAGACAUCAUGGCGCCAGACGUGGUGGACUUGGAGGAGGAACAGAGUCUAGAUCCUCCUAGCAGUCCAGAGGUGCAAUUUCUUUCGUCAACUGUGCGACAGCAGCAUCCACAACCUCGCCCCCCUCCACGAGCCCAUGGCCUCAUGAGCUCCAACUUUUGGCGCAUGCUUCCGCUGCCGCAAGCGUUUAGUCUUAGACGAGAAGUACCAUGGCAUGCCGCCGCCCAUCUCUCCCGCCCUGAGAUAGAUAGGCUCUAUAUUGGAGAUACAACCGGGACUAUGGACUUGACGAUUGAUCUGGGGAUAGAGGAUUGGGUAACUGCGACUGCACCUGAGACUGCCCGGCCACGGAGCUCAUAUAAGGCUCCGAGCCCAGCUCCUGAAGGGUUUACACGAUCUGUUCAAGAAGACGAUAUUGCAAUAUGCCCUAAUUGCGAUGAAGAGCUUGGAACUGGGGACGACAUAAAGCAGCAGAUCUGGGUUGCUAAACAAUGCGGACAUGUAUAUUGCGGAGAGUGUGCAACGAACCGUUCUCUGACCAAGGCAAAGAAGACCACGUCCAAGACGAAACCCUUUGCCAAAUGUCAAGUGGAAGACUGCGGCAAGCCGAUUAGUGCCCCGAAGUCAAUGUUCCAGGUCUACUUGUAA